AUGUCACGAAAGUUUGAUCUCAAAACCAUUGCAGAUCUUUCAGUAUUGAUAGGUACGGGACUUUCGCUUUACUACUUGGUGAGCAGAUUACUGAACGAUGUUGAGACCGGGCCCCUAUCAGGAAGAUCUAAAGAAUCCAAAAACAGACAAAUACUUCAAUGGCAAAAACUGAUUGAAAAAAAGCCUGAACUUUCCCAGGUAGAUUUGAACACCUACGAAAAGACAAUACUCUCCUCCGUAGUCACGGCAGAUGAAAUAAAAGUCAAUUUUCAAGAUAUUGGCGGAUUAGAUAACAUUGUUGCUGACCUGCACGAGAGUGUGGUAUACCCCUUAAUGAUGCCAGAAGUGUAUACUAAUAAUCCCCUUUUACAAGCACCUAGUGGCGUUUUGUUGUACGGUCCCCCCGGGUGUGGAAAAACAAUGCUGGCGAAAGCUCUGGCAAAAGAAAGUGGGGCCAAUUUCAUUUCGAUAAGAAUGUCAUCCAUAAUGGACAAAUGGUACGGAGAGAGUAACAAAAUUGUUGAUGCCAUGUUCUCUUUGGCAAACAAGAUUCAACCCUGUAUGAUUUUCAUCGAUGAGAUUGAUUCCUUUUUAAGGGAAAGAGCUUCGACAGAUCACGAAGUUACGGCAAUGUUAAAAGCUGAGUUCAUGACAUUAUGGGAUGGCCUACUGACAAGUGGACGUGUAAUGAUCGUAGGUGCUACAAAUCGUAUCAACGACAUAGAUAGUGCUUUUUUGAGAAGGUUGCCCAAAAGAUUUCUCAUACCGUUACCGAGAAAAGAAGAACGUCUCAGAAUUUUGGAAGUCCUUCUGAAAGAUACCAAAACUGAUAAGAGAGAAUUCAGCAUGGAGACUAUUGCUUUACACACCAAUGGAAUGUCAGGGUCGGAUCUGAAAGAAUUAUGUAGGGAAGCUGCUUUAACAGCCGCUAGAGAGUAUAUUAAGGUUAAAAGAGAAUAUAUGGCAAAGGGCAAUGAUGCAAUGGAUGCCUCUCCGAUUGAAAUGAGACCAUUGAAGACAUCGGAUUUUCCUUUAAAAAUGGAUGCGCAACAAUCUUUGCAGUCGAUGUCAUUGGAUUGA
Molecule: messenger RNA, 1080 nt
Organism: Zygotorulaspora mrakii
Lineage: Eukaryota; Fungi; Ascomycota; Saccharomycetes; Saccharomycetales; Saccharomycetaceae
Gene: MSP1
Product: protein-degrading AAA family ATPase MSP1
Exons: 1
Coding region: 1-1080 (359 amino acids)
Cellular component (GO): mitochondrial outer membrane
Molecular function (GO): ATP binding; ATP hydrolysis activity
Source: RefSeq, a predicted model, not a curated record